CCUAGUUGACGUCAGCUUUGUCUGGAGCCUAGCGGCAUUGUCGUGAAGGUUCUGGAUAUUUUCAGCUGCUAGGUAGGGUCUAUAUAAGAAGACGGGAGCAUAUUUACGUAUGGCUGGCACAUUUGGUCUCACUCACACGUAUGUUCAUCGCUUUUAUGUGAAGAUCGCUCGUCAUUAUUGAUUCCCUGCCUGGUCCUUCUGGGAUGUUUGACCACAGUCGCCUAUGGCCUUGAAAGGCGGCUGGAAGAUAAAUUCAAUUCGACAGACUAAGAAGAUACUAUCGUUGACUUGGAGCCCCACCUCUGUUAAUUAUUUCUACGCUCUCACCAAACGGGCUACAUAUAUCGUGGAAAUGCUCACGCUCAAAGGAAGAUCACUGAAGAAUACUGACCCGUGGCAUAACAUCUUUCUUCCCAAGCGUAAGAUUGAAUGGAGUACAAUUGACACAGGAAUGUGCACUACAAAUGAUGAUCUACCCUGCAUAUACACAUUCGGAAAGGUAAAGCGUGGUUCCACAUAUGCGAUGUUCCUGCGUUCAUACCUGGAAGUCAAGAAUCCACGUCAUCUUGUGCUGGAAAGGGAAAAGGAAAUAAAAAAAAAUAUUCCUGCCACAGUGCUCUCAUGUAUAUUUGCCUGCAAUGGAAAGUUCGGAAUGGGUGUAUAUCUCCGUCAAGGCGACAGUGCAGCGGUACAGAAGUACAGUAUUGAUGUUUUUAAAGGUGCACUUGUACUGGAUGGGAGGGUGGAUGUAAAAGGACUGGUGCAGAUGCCUAAGAACAUAAAAUGGAAUAGUAAUGGUACAGUUGCCUUUGCUUUGUGUGAAAAAACGUUUUAUAUCAUCAUCAGGUGUUGCAAUGAUAAGGAACAAGUGGACAUGGAAGUGAAACAUAAAUGGAUUGGAUGGUAUGCACUUUAUUGGACAAGCACAUCCAUUGUAGUCUAUGACGCACAAAAUGGGGGUACAUGGGCGGUCUUUUUAUCUGUUAAGUUUACAUAAUUUGGUAAAAUGACUGUAGCUGACAUUUCUUCGCGAGUCAUGUUGUGAUAUUAACAAAUUCAUAACAAAGGGAUGAAUUGUCUCAUUGUUCAAAUCAUUGUUCACACACCAAGUGACGUAUUAAGCCUAUAUUACUG
Messenger RNA from Haliotis rufescens (red abalone), 1134 nucleotides. RefSeq lists its product as uncharacterized. The transcript is spliced from 3 exons. Bases 224 to 997 code for a protein of 257 amino acids. The record is from RefSeq and is a predicted model, not a curated record. NCBI's taxonomy places the organism in Eukaryota, Metazoa, Mollusca, Gastropoda, Lepetellida, Haliotidae.